Molecule: messenger RNA, 1874 nt
Organism: Pelmatolapia mariae (spotted tilapia)
Lineage: Eukaryota; Metazoa; Chordata; Actinopteri; Cichliformes; Cichlidae
Product: probable E3 ubiquitin-protein ligase MID2
Exons: 6
Coding region: 100-1869 (589 amino acids)
Molecular function (GO): protein binding; zinc ion binding
Source: RefSeq, a predicted model, not a curated record
AUGGCGACCCUAGAAUGCACCUCCCAUUGACAGGAAACUGUCAACAAGCCACGGCUCUAUAAAAGAGAUUCAAAUUCGCUGGGAUUUUGUGCGGGAAAAAUGGCUCACAGUAAGGACCUGUUUGAGUGCUCCAUCUGUACACAGUUACUGAAUGAUCCAGUGACUAUUACCUGCGGACACAGCUUCUGUAUGAAAUGCAUCUAUACCCACUUGUAUACCAAAAGAAACAGAAGGAGAACGUAUAGCUGCCCUCUGUGCAGAGAGACUUUCAAUGAGAGACCUGUUCUGAAGAGGAACACCAUCCUGGCUAACUUGGUAGAGGAGUAUAAGAAGGCAAGCAGCCAGGGUGCUGCUGCGGAUGAUGCUGCACCUGGGGAUGCGCAGUGUGACAUUUGCACAGAGAGAAAACGUAAAGCUUGCAUGUUCUGUCAGGUGUGUUUGGCCUCUUACUGCCAGACCCAUCUGGAACCUCAUUUUAUUGUACCGCCUCUUAAAAAACACAGACUGAUCACAGCUUCUAUAAAUAUCAAAGAAAGCAUCUGCGGCCGUCAUGACAAACUUCAGGACAUUUACUGCCUGACCGAUCAACAGUUUGUGUGCCGGAUGUGUGCUCUGGAUGAACACAAAGACCACGACAUUGUAUCAGCUGAAACAAAAAGGCAAGAAUUGCAGAGCCAUCUGGAAAAGACCAAAGAGAAAAUUGCAGAAAGAGUGGUGAUUUCAGAGAAGUUGAUGGAUGCUGCUCGCUCCAUACGAGCAAAUAGUAUGUGUUUCCUACAGGACGCUGCCUGGGAGGCGUGUGAUGACUUUGAGCGGGUCUGUGAGGAACGUAUCCUGUUGUACACCCACUUCCUGAGGAAGAAGUGCUCUGAGAUGAGAGAGAAAGUUGGAGAGGCUGAGAAAGCUGGAGUGGACUGGACUGAACGCCUCCUCAGACCUCUGAAGCGUGAGCUGUCUGAGUUAAGGAGGAGAGAGAGUAAAAUCUGUCAGCUUUCACAAACAGAGGAUCCCAUUCAGUUUCUUCAGGGCUUCCAAACCCUGGGUGACCUCCCUGUGCUCAUAGACUCACACAGAGUCCUUGACAACCUGACAAAGUUUGUCACUGCACAAAAGAAUAAAAUGAAAAAGAUGUGCGACAAAGAAAAAAACGAUCAGAUGGAUUAUUCUGGAAAAAUCAUCAUGUCAAGACGGACAAGGCCGCAGAAGGGACGGACAAGGCCGCAGAAGGGACGGACAAGGCCGCAGAAGGGACGGACAAGGCCGCAGAAGGGACGGACAAGGACAGAACUUCUGAUGAAAUACUCCAAAAUCGAGGUGGAUCCUGACACUGUAGCAGCUUGUCUUUACCUCUCUGAUACAAAGAAAGAGAUAUCAUGGCGUGACAAGGGCCAGGCUCAUCCAGAUCACCCUGACAGAUUCACCUACUUUAACCAGGCUCUGUGCAAAGAGGGCCUCAGAGGAAACUACUACUGGGAGGUGGAGUGGGAUGGUGGCAUAGUUGAGGUGGCUGUGUCAUACAGAGGGAUAGGAAGAAAGGGUUCAGGGAAAGAUUGCUGUUUUGGCCACAAUGCUCUGUCCUGGAAAUUAAUCUGCUCUCCUUCUGGUUGCACGUUCUGGCACAAUAAUCUUCACAAAGGUCAAAUUCCUCCGGCUGUCUCCGGCAAAGUAGGGGUACACCUUGAUUAUAAAGAGGGAACGCUGGCUUUUUACAGCGUAUCUGGGGUUGAAAGUUUGACACUGCUGCACCAAAUCCAGACAACCUUCACCGAGCCCCUCUAUCCCGGGUUUACUGUGGAUCUUGGUGCAACACUGAAAAUAAGCGACAUCCAAUUCAGAGAUAGUGCGCACUUUCCAAUGUUAAUGUAUUGAUCGAC